AUGUUCACUGACACAUACGGUUCGCCUUGCUGAGCGUCAGAAUGGAAAUUCGUGCGGUCCAAGAGAAGAAUCGUCGGAAAACCUCAAUAAAAGAUACAUUCUUAGCUUUUUUUUUUUGAAUUGCGAGCAACAAAAAAGCGGGAGGUUUCGAACCACAGCCGUACGAUAAAAUUCAGAUUUGUUCUUCUACUGUUUAAAAGAAAAUAUACAAAUUCACCCGUGAAAGUUUCACGACAAAACGUAAACUACGGCUUAUGAGAUCUACUACAUUUUCAACCAAUUUUAUAUUACAUCACCUAUAGUUUCAGUAUCAUUUCCUUUUUUGAACGGGCCGUCAGGAUCGAAGAUUCCGGCGGCGGCUGAUCGAGGAGAGGCCCUCCAAAACGCAAACAGCCUCCAAACAACGGCCUGUCCGUCGGGUUUUCCGCCUUGGGUCUGUCCUGCACAGUGCCUUUGCCACCUGAACAUCUCCUGUUACGUCGACUUCCUCAUAUUCCUCGUUUUCCCUUUUGUCGUCUCUCCGAGUUUUCUUCCAGCACCUUUUCUAACUUCCCGGUACUUUCUGACGAUAAAACUGCAUAUGACAUCGUCUGUACAAAACUUCAAAACGUUGCAAUGGGUUCCAUCAGGUUCCUGUUCUUUUUUUCACCAUAAAUAUCAUAGAAACAAUUCCAUUUGGAGCUAAGUUCACACAGCGUAUGGGUAAUGAGGUGUAAGAUGAAGAUAACCUUUAUGAGAACGUUCCAGCCAAAAAGCGAGUGACAUCUCCUGUCAGCUGAUCGUUAGAUCUUCGAAAUUCAUUCGCAUUUCAAUUGAUUUUUUUUUUCUGUUUGUCUUUUGUCUGAUCGCAAAAUUCUUGUACUCAAAGCAGAAAAAAAAAGUUAUCUGAAAGAAAUCCUGCUUUAUCUGAAACAAAAAACCUCAGAGAAGAUAAAUUUUAAAAGAAUGGAUGGAGACACGUUUGGACGAAUGCGUCCUGAGGGAUGACGUUAUCUUUGAAGAAGACGUUCAGGCGAAUGGGUCCUGGUGAUUUCCUCGCUGUUCUCCGCCGUCAUCUUCACUCUGGUGGCCUACCACGUCAUCCGCCGACGACGUCAGCGCUUCCUCAGUUUCCAGGAAGCCUUGGAUGAGGCUUCGUCGCCCGCUUCAACCAAACGCUCGACGCCACCGAGCACUCCGCAAGUGGCGCAUCUGGACGUCGUUGUCCACUGA
This is a messenger RNA of Caenorhabditis auriculariae, 1212 nucleotides long. Lineage: Eukaryota; Metazoa; Nematoda; Chromadorea; Rhabditida; Rhabditidae. The record is from the annotation of a GenBank genome assembly.